CCCAAAACACCCGCAGCGGCGACCGGAAGUGCCGGGGUUAGCGGGGCGGAAGUGCAUGUCAGCGGGGCGGAUGUGACGCAGACACAGGAGGCGGCGGCUAUUCGGCCGGCGAUGCGGGUCUGUUCGGUGUUCGAGGCCUCGGGCCUGGGGCGGGGUCUGCGGCCGGUGGAGGGGGCGGCGGCUCCGGCAGAGGACACUGCGGGUGAGGGGAGGAAUGAUGGAGGGCAGGCUCCGCCAGAGAUCUCCGACAGGAUGUCCUGCUCAGCUUGUGGGUGCAGCUUCGACAGCCGAGAGGAGCAGACUGAGCACUACAGGCUGGACUGGCAUAGGUUUAACUUGAGACAAAGACGUGGGAGCCAAUCAGUCUCUGCAGAGAGCUUCGAGAGGAUAGCAGGGACAGGUGAAAUCUCCAGUAUAUCUGGCUCUGAUUCGGAGGAGUCUGAUUCCUACACCGAGCUGGAGGGACUGCACUGUCACGACGCACGCGAUGUUUCCAGUCCAGGGAGCAGGGAAUCUCCUGGAGAAGAGAAGCCUCAGUGUCGCCGCAGUACUCGUGUCCUCUUUAGGUCCGCUGAGGGCGAGUACCUCUCUGUCUAUCGCUGUGUCCUGCAAGGAAAGCAGACACCCGGGGAGGAUGAGGACAACGAUAUGCUGGCUUCCCUUCUCAGCCUCAACCCCGAGACAAUAUGGGUAAUCCUCAUGACAGGUGGCGGACACUUUGCUGGAGCAGUGUUUCGAGGGGAGGCUGUCAUCCACCACAAGACCUUCCACCGAUACACCGUCCGGGCCAAGCGUGGCACUGCGCAGGGAGCUCGGGAUGGACAGAAUCGAAGCCACGCACCGAAGUCAGCGGGAGCCUCGCUUCGCCGCUACAACGAGGUGGCACUCAUCAAGGAUAUAGAAGAUUUGCUACUGAGUUGGACUGAGUUCCUGCAGGCAGCCAGCGCCAUCUCUCGAGCUCCCAGCUACAACAAAGGCAUCUUCCUCGGUGGUAAAGUGCCGGCUCUGAACCGCGGUGACAACCGACUGCGUAGCAUUCCCUUCAGCACCAGGAGGGCCACAUUCAGAGAAGUGAAACGGGUGCACACAGCCCUCUCCACUGUGGAGAUCUAUGCGGGAGACACGGAUAUUGCAACAAUCCACAGCCCACAGAGAAGGGUUUGGACAAAGCCACGGAAAUCUGCGGAGGACACCCUGGGUUCUGACGAGUGCGAGGACGUGGUUAUCGAACCCGCUGAUUUACCGAGUACCCUCGAAGUGGUUGAAGAAACGCUGGGAACCUUGGACCUCCGGGAAUUCGAAGUGUCACCAAAAAGAAAAGGAGGAAGAAAAAGAAGAAAGUUACUGCAGAAAAGUGAUGGAGCGAGAAGGGGACGGUGGCUGGCACUGGGGGUGGGGGGCGGGGACGGGGGGAACGGGGCCUGUGGUGUGUCUGGGAGGGGGGAGGUGGGUCCAGGAGUGACAAGGUGUGUGUUAUUCGCAGGCAGCGAGGGUUACCACGUGCGUGAUGAGCUGUACACGGUGUGCCGGACUGGAGACGUGCGGCGCCUGCGGGAGUUACUCCGUGACCUGCUCCCGCCUCACGUCCUGGAACCAGGCCGCUCCUGCCUGGUGCACCCGUCUGGUCCAGCUGCAGACAGCAGACAGGGCCCGGAGCAGACAGCAGACAGCAGGUCCGGACCCUGUGGGGAGACGGCUGUGGUGAGGGGGACCCCAGACGAGGGGGGUCUCCGCCCUGGGGUGGUGACGGCAGACGUGCUGAGGGAGUCAGUGGACGAGUCGGGAUUCACCCUGCUCCACGUGGCGGCUGCCACGGCACAGACCUCCGUCCUACGUCUGCUGCUUCUCGCCGGCUGUGACCCGGCCCACAGGGAUAAGCGAGGCCGGCCUGCGUACGCCGUGUCUGCAGAUCGGGACACGAGGAACGAGUUCCGCAGGUACAUGGCCGAGCACCCCGGGCAGUACAACUACGCGAGAGCACAGAUUUCUGCUCCGUUAACCGGUGAACUCGAGGCACGUAAAGCUGAUAAGAAGCGAGCUCAGAAAGCAGCCCGUAAGCUGAGGGAGAAAGAACGGAAGGAAGGAGGAAAGAGAUUGGAAGAGGAAGAGAUUGAGAAGAAAAGGUUCUCUGCAUUGAGUGAGAGAGAGAAGAGAGCCCUGGCUGCAGAGAAACGCUUUGCCCAACAGUUGGUCAGCAAUGGAGCGAGUCACAUCAUCAGGCGCUGUUGGCUCUGUGGCACAUCCCUGGUGGGCAGAGUCCCCUUUGAGUACCUUGACUACAGCUUCUGCACCACCCGCUGCCUUCAAGAGCACAGGAGGCAGCAAAGGCUGUGAGAGAGAGAGAGAGAGUGGUCUACCAGUGGCUGGUAGGAGCCUUCCUGCAGGACCUCCACUCCCAUCACUCGGAUUUCGGGCCCGUUGCUGUAGUGAUGACCCGGACUUGCUGAAAUGGUCGCCCACCUCCUAGUACUAGGGAAAGGUGGAGCUCUGCUGCGGGGGAGG
Pristis pectinata (smalltooth sawfish) is the source of this 2502-nucleotide messenger RNA. It is a transcript of the gene ankzf1, whose product is annotated as ankyrin repeat and zinc finger peptidyl tRNA hydrolase 1. NCBI's taxonomy places the organism in Eukaryota, Metazoa, Chordata, Chondrichthyes, Rhinopristiformes, Pristidae. Gene Ontology annotation, molecular function: protein binding. The record is from RefSeq and is a predicted model, not a curated record.